Schistosoma mattheei is the source of this 840-nucleotide messenger RNA. Lineage: Eukaryota; Metazoa; Platyhelminthes; Trematoda; Strigeidida; Schistosomatidae. The record is from the annotation of a GenBank genome assembly.
UUUUGAUUACAUUUCAUUCUUAAUUUUCAUGUGCAAGUCACCUACAAAAUAAUAUCAACAAAUAAUGUCAACAAACUGGUAAGGAAAUACUAUAACACUGGAAGAUCUCAGUCAGUGUUGAACGAUAAUAUCUUGAGAAUAAUCUUCACAACUACAAUAAUAUUAGUAAUUAUAAUAAUGGUCAAGUUAUUGAAGUCUGGAUCAUAUGAAGUUCCUUCAACUAAUCUAUAUCAAAAUAUGAUAAGUGAAUCCAUAGAAACGUGUGAAGCAUUUUUAAAAGACACAGUGAAAAGUCCGUUAACUACCAAACACUUCGAAUCAUAUUCAACACGCAACGACCGUUAUCAUCUAUGGGAUGGUUCGAAGUCUUGUGAUAACUUCAAACAACUAAUUGAACAACCUGUCUGGUUGAGUGAGGAAGAGAAAUCAUAUCCGAUUGCAUAUUCCCUACUAAUUUAUGAUGAUGUUGAAUGGACAGCUCGACUACUGCGUUUAAUUUAUCGUCCGAACAAUCUUUAUUGUAUUCAUGUGGACAGGAAAUCACCUGAAUGGUUUUAUGAGGAAAUUGUUAAUCUGUCUAGAUGUUUCGGUGCUAAUGUUCUGGUAGUGAAUCGAUCUGAGAGCAUCCGUGUAGUUUGGGGGCACUAUUCAGUAGUGGACGGUUUUCUUGCUUGUUCUGAGUUGUUAUUCAACAAUCCAACUGUAAAAUGGCAAUAUUUGAUGAACAUCAACGGGAAAGAAUUACCAUUACGAACGAAUUGGGAAUUAGUAGUUGCACUGAAAGCGUUGAAUAUGUCCAAUAUUACUGAUUAUAAUAAAAGAAAUGCAUUUCAAAGAUGA